This is a messenger RNA of Uranotaenia lowii, 2041 nucleotides long. RefSeq names its product fructose-bisphosphate aldolase-like. Gene Ontology annotation, molecular function: fructose-bisphosphate aldolase activity. Gene Ontology annotation, biological process: fructose 1,6-bisphosphate metabolic process; glycolytic process. The transcript is spliced from 6 exons. Gene Ontology annotation, cellular component: cytosol. Lineage: Eukaryota; Metazoa; Arthropoda; Insecta; Diptera; Culicidae. Bases 192 to 1283 code for a protein of 363 amino acids. The record is from RefSeq and is a predicted model, not a curated record.
UCUCGCGGUGAUACUCGGCACCGAAAACCUACUGGCCCGUGUUGGUCCUCCGAUUCGAGCGAUUAUACCGUGUGUGCACGCCUUCCAGUAAAGGUCGUCUCUUCUCGCCAACGAGUUUAGUGCAAUCUUUGUGCCGAGUCUCUUCGCUGUGUCAGUGGUUACCGACAGUUUAUUAAAAAACCAACAUCAACAUGACUACCUACUUCAACUACCCACCCCAGGAAAUCCAGGAUGAGCUGGCCCGCAUUGCCAAGCAAAUUGUUGCCCCCGGCAAGGGAAUUCUGGCCGCUGAUGAGUCCACCGCCACCUGUGGCAAGCGAUUCGCCGACAUCGGCGUCGAGAACAACGAAGACAACCGUCGCCAGUACCGUCAGCUGUUGUUCACCGCCGACGAUAAGCUUUCGGAGAACAUCUCCGGUGUGAUCCUGUUCCACGAGACUCUCUACCAGAAGGCCGACGAUGGCACUCCCCUGGUUGAGCUCCUCAAGAAGAAGAACAUCCUGGCCGGCAUCAAGGUCGACAAGGGCGUCGUCGAUCUGAUGGGAUCGGAGGGCGAAUGCACCACCCAGGGUCUCGACGAUUUGGGUGCCCGCUGUGCCCAGUACAAGAAGGAUGGCUGUGACUUCGCCAAGUGGCGUUGCGUGCUGAAGAUCGGCAAGAACACCCCCAGCUACCAGUCCAUCCUGGAGAACGCCAACGUGCUGGCUCGUUAUGCCUCGAUCUGCCAGUCGCAGCGCAUCGUCCCAAUUGUGGAGCCUGAGAUCCUCCCCGAUGGUGAUCACGAUCUGGACCGGUGCCAGAAGGUCACUGAAACCGUGCUGGCCGCCGUCUACAAGGCCCUGAACGACCAUCACGUCUUCCUGGAGGGAACUCUGCUGAAGCCCAACAUGGUCACCGCUGGCCAGAGCUGCCCCAAGAAGCCAUCGGCUGCCGAAAUUGGGCUGGCCACCGUUCGGGCUCUGCGUCGCACCGUUCCGGCUGCCGUUCCCGGAGUCACCUUCCUGUCCGGUGGCCAAUCGGAGGAAGAGGCCUCCGUCAACCUGAACGCCAUCAACCAGGUGCCGCUGCUGAGACCCUGGGCUCUGACCUUCUCGUACGGUCGUGCCCUGCAGGCCUCGGUUCUGCGUGCCUGGGGCGGCAAGAAGGAGAACAUCAAGGCUGGCCAGGAAGAGCUGAUCAAGCGCGCCAAGGCCAACGGUGAGGCUUCCCUGGGCAAGUACGGUGGUGGCGUCGUCGGUGCCGCUGGAGCCGGAAGCUUAUUCGUCGCUAACCACGCCUAUUAAGCGACUGCACUCACAAAUAUUAAGUAUCACACAACAACCCCACAAAAUCCACUCAAAGAGAAGACGCAAAACCAAAAAAAUAGAGUUGCAUGUACGCGUCCUAGUAAUGUUACAGCUACAAAUUAUACCGCGGGAUCGCUGGCCUAUGGAAAGACCUAGAAUGGUUCGAUUCCGAACCGGGUGGACGCUCUAGGGCCAGAACUGACCGAUACUAACCUCAGCAUAUAUAAAUUUGAAAAAAAACACAAAGAAUAAAAUCAAUAAUGAUUGUUAGAGUACUAUUGAAUCAUAUGCAAGUCAGGACGCAAACAACAUCUUGAUCGUGUACGGGGUGUAAAAGGCCCCGGAUCCAAGAAUGACAUUGAAAGAAUCGAUCGCAUCACAAAUUAUAGCUGUAGUUGAAAUUAUAAAAUAGAGAAAAAGAAAUUGUUAAAUGAUGGAGUAUUUCGAAUGCUUAUUCCAGAUAAGUGUGCUUAGGAUAACAAGGAUCUGUUUUGUUUGGAAAAAUAAAAAUAGUCAGCAUGAAAAUUUGUUUCAGUCAACCAGGAUCUUCAAUUGAAUUUUCAAAACAACAACAUCAACUCGAGAAUUCACUUUACAAAUCAAAUCCAAUAUCCGUGUCAAUGGAUGUGCGAUUACUAGUUUUUAGUUGAAUUUUCCUAUCUUAAGUUUGAACUAUUUUAAGCCACCGCACUGGUUGUUACCGAGUAAACAGUCAAUAAACUUAUGAAAAAAAAGUAAACGGUAAUGAUUUGAAA